GCGGAGACGAGGGUAUGCGACGACAGCAGACGAGGGUGAACGACGACUAUACUUCGGCAUCGGCACUACGGUGGUGGUGGGGUUGGAGACAGCUCUACGUACAUAUAUAUACACACACCAACGUCCCGCGCACAUAGGUAUAUAAACGCGCACGAUGGGUUGGGCAGUUCGUGCGUACGCGGUGGGGGAUGAAAUCCGUUUUUGGACCAAUGGAGUGGGUGUGUCUGUUGCGACGGGGAUGGGCGGAGCGUCGUCGGCACUAGGGCGGUGGCCGCGGGGUUAAAAUGUCCGCGCGAGCGGCGUAAAAACCGUGACUGGCGUGGACCGGCGGGGUCGGAGAAGUGGGGGAAAAAACCCGAAAAGGGAAGGAAUAAUAAUAACGAUAAUAAUAGUAAUAAUAAUAAAAAUAAUAAUAAUAAUACGGCGGCGGCGGCCCGCUUAAGUGCUCCGACACCGCAAACCGUAGUCGUCUCGUCAGUUAGUACAACCACCCGACCGCUCAGCGACGACAAUCGCGCGCGUACCGUCGUCGUACACACACGCACGCACGCACGCACUCAAUCGCUCGGUCGAUUUACGCACCGAUCGCCGUGAAUCCGAUAUCCGUUGUCGGUCUGCGACGACGAUACACGCGAGUGUGUUGCAGCUGAUGGCAAUUACGUUAUUUAUUAUAUAGAUGCGCGUAUACAAUAAUAACAUAUUUUAAUAAAUAAAUAAUAUAUAAAAAGUCGAUAUCGACGCGGAUUCGUGCGCAAUAUUUGUUAAAAUAUAAAUUAAUAAACGUCGUUCCGGCAACACGUGCAGCGAGUGUAGGCCUCUACGACUGCAACAAUACGUACACACGACUACGGGUGCGUCGGAGUAACGGAUUUUUCGUUCGUUUCACCGAUCACACAGACACACAUCACCGCAAAACGUUUCGGUUCCCGUCACGUAAUUCCGUCGGUUCCGGCGAGGAUAUCCGCGACUGUUACACCGACCGCGGCAUGUCCGAGUCUCCGCGAAUCGACGUGACCGGCAACGACGACGACGACGAGUUGUGCUGCAACAGCGACCGCGGACCGACCACCGGCGGCACCGGUAACGGGCCGAUAACGACCGCCUGCAAGACGAUGAUGAUGGCCACUGCUGCGGCCGCGGCCGCGAUGACAGCCGGCAACGGAGGCGGUGGAGUUGGAGGCGGCGGCGGCGGUGGCGGCGGUCGCGAAUCGCCGGCCGUCAAGUCGGCCGCACCGCCGUACACGUCGUUCUCCAUUUCGAGCAUACUCAGCAAGGACAAGCCCGGCGGCACAGGAAAACAGCACUGCAGAUCCGUGGGCUCCGCCAUGUCGCCGGCCACUGCGGCGGCCGCGGCGGCCGCAGCGGCCACGUUUGACGUCACCGCUCAUCUGGCGGCCGCAGCCGACCACGCGAUGUUAUCCAGACUGGGCUUGAUGAGCCACUUCGGAGCACUGGCUGCAGCAGCUUCGGGCCGGAGUCCGUUCAUGCUGUACCCGGGCGUGGGCAUCGCGAGCACAACGGCCAGCGCACUCGACAAACACUGGUACUCCGCAUGGUCGCAGCCUUUGUCGGCCGCCAUCAGUCCUACCGGCGGUUCGAGCUCGGCGAACGAAGAAAACAGCCGUCCCAGUACACCACACAGCGUGGGCGUCAACACGGGCGGCACGUCGUCGCUGGCCGGCCACAGUCCGGACGGAUGGUCGACCGGCGAGGACGGCGGUGGCCGCGGCCCCGGGUCACCGAACAACCAGCGACGGUUCGUGAACAACUGCGGCGGGACCGGCGGCGGCCGUUACAUGGACCAGUCGGUGAACGCGACCGUUUCCAUGGACGAUGACGACGACAUGGUGGACGACGGUGCCGACGACGAGGACGCCGGUAAAAAGGACCACGGCGGUUGCGGCGGCGGCGGCGGAGGCGGCGGAAGCGGCGGGGCGGGCGGAAAGCGAAAGAAGAAGACCCGGACGGUGUUCUCCCGGAGCCAAGUGUUCCAGCUCGAGUCCACGUUCGACAUCAAGCGGUACCUGUCCAGCUCGGAGAGAGCCGGGCUGGCCGCGUCCCUGCACCUGACCGAGACCCAGGUGAAGAUCUGGUUCCAGAACAGGCGGAACAAGUGGAAGCGUCAGGUGGCGGCCGAGAUCGAGGCGGCCAACAUGGCGCACGCCGCCCAGCGUCUGGUCCGCGUGCCCAUACUGUACCACGAGUCCAGCCAGCAGUCCGCCGGCCACCACCACCAUCAUCACCAUCACGGCGGCAUAGCCACUUCGGUGGCCUCGGUCGGCGGCGGCGCCGGCAGCGUAGUGGUCGGCGGCAGCGGCGGCGGUGCUCCGACGCCGCCUCACUCGUCCGCGUCCACGCAGGCGUCCGCGUACCAGCCACAGCAGCCGCCACCGCCGCCGCCUCCACCACCGCCACCGUCGCUGUUCUAUCACCAUCAGCCGCCGCAACACCAUCACGCCGUCAGCACGUCCACCAUCACGCACACCAUGUCAACGAGCCCCAACGCGGUGUCCAGGGCGCCGCUCACCGGACUCGUCUAAAUAAAAUAUUAUACUAUGCGCGUUGCAGUCGUCGUUACUGCGCAAUCGUGUCGAUGAGUGUCGGCCGACCGAAAUGCCAACUAAAAUUUUAGUUUCGUCGCGUUUUCCUCGACGGAUUUUUGUGAUUUCGACUUUUGCCCAGAACACGAUUCGAUCAUCGUCAUACGGUGUGUGUGUGUGGGGGGGGGGUUGAGGGGUAACUGCACCCCCUUUGAUCGCCAAUCGACUAGUCGCGAUUAAAAUACGAAAACUAUAUCACGAUAGACGAGUGCGCGGAGAAAAUAAGUCGUUUACGAAAAAUAAGUCCGAAAUUCAUCGUCGUGUAUCCAUAAUAAUAUUAUAUCAUUCUUCGUUCCCGCGUUUUUUUUCGUAUACAUUUCUCGUCGUUUUUAUACGUACACUCCAAUCAAUUAUUAUAUUAUAUAUCAACGUUUUCGUUCAUAUUUCAUAUUAUUAUUAUUAUAUUAUGGUGUGUACAAAGAAGUCGACUGUAACUCGUAGGACCGCCUCGAUAUGAAAUUUUAUUAUGUAAUUCGUCGCGAUGCAAUAUUGUUAAUCGUUAAUAUUAUAUAUUAUAUUAUUAUGAUCGUCACGAUAUUAAUUAGUUGAUUAAAAAAACAUUUUUUUUUCUCUUUUUCAACUAUUGUAAAUAACGGGUGUGUACGAUUAUCGUUUACGAUCUUAUCAUUAUUAUUGUAUUAAUAAUUUAUGUAGUAUAUAUUUUUUUUGUAAGGCCGCCGAACCCCGGAACGGAAAACCCGCAACAGUUAUCCGUGCGGACGUUAUCGUCGUCGUGUACAUAAAUAAAUUAUAACAUUUUUUUAGAUUAGUGACACUCAUCUUAUUUAUUUUAUAUAGACUAUUAAAAUACAGCGUGUAGAUAUUAUUAUAAUUAUUAUUACUAUUAUUAUUAUUAUUAAGUAUAAGAAGAAAAUACGGUAUUGUAUAUUAAUAUGCAACACUAUAAUAUACGCGAUCCGGAAUUUGGGCCUUGUGUUUUGCUAUAUAUAUAUUUAUGUAUAUAAUAUGUAUAAUGUAUAUUAUGAAAUUAUUGUACCAUAAUAAUUAGCUUUUUAUUUUUCCAGUUACCAAAUAUAAUUAUUAUUGCAUA
Aphis gossypii (cotton aphid) is the source of this 3651-nucleotide messenger RNA. RefSeq names its product homeobox protein HMX3-like. Gene Ontology annotation, cellular component: nucleus. Bases 987 to 2540 code for a protein of 517 amino acids. Gene Ontology annotation, biological process: regulation of transcription by RNA polymerase II. Lineage: Eukaryota; Metazoa; Arthropoda; Insecta; Hemiptera; Aphididae. The transcript is spliced from 3 exons. Gene Ontology annotation, molecular function: DNA-binding transcription factor activity, RNA polymerase II-specific; RNA polymerase II transcription regulatory region sequence-specific DNA binding. The record is from RefSeq and is a predicted model, not a curated record.